This is a messenger RNA of Osmia bicornis bicornis, 417 nucleotides long. RefSeq names its product pupal cuticle protein C1B-like. Bases 1 to 417 code for a protein of 138 amino acids. The record is from RefSeq and is a predicted model, not a curated record. NCBI's taxonomy places the organism in Eukaryota, Metazoa, Arthropoda, Insecta, Hymenoptera, Megachilidae. The transcript has 3 exons.
AUGUUCUCCAAGAUCGUAAUACUCGCUUGCGCUUUGGCAUUGUGCAAUGCCGGCAUCUUAGCACCAGUGCCCGCCGCUGGACAAUACACUUUGACCACCGCGGCUUUGACAUCCACGUCGGACAACAUACUUCGUAGCUCCGGAAAUUUGGCACAGAUUGCAACCCAAUCGAAAACGAUCUCCACACCGUUUUCGAGCUCUAGCAAAUCCGACAUUCGUGUAACAAAUCCAGGAAUUUACGCUCACACCGCCCCAUUGGCUUACGCUGCCCACGCCGCCCCCCACGCAGCACCUCUGGCAGCCGCAGCCCCAAUCGCCGCUCAACCAAACCAGCUCCUUGGUGUCGCAUAUUCUCCAGCAGUUGCUGUUUCGCACAUGGCAUACAGUAGCCCCAUCGGUGUCUCCUAUUCCUGGUAA